Molecule: messenger RNA, 1622 nt
Organism: Manduca sexta (tobacco hornworm)
Lineage: Eukaryota; Metazoa; Arthropoda; Insecta; Lepidoptera; Sphingidae
Product: putative inorganic phosphate cotransporter
Exons: 11
Coding region: 64-1566 (500 amino acids)
Biological process (GO): transmembrane transport; monoatomic anion transport
Cellular component (GO): plasma membrane
Molecular function (GO): transmembrane transporter activity
Source: RefSeq, a predicted model, not a curated record
AUUUCCUCUUAGCUUUCAUUCGUCCGCGGAAUGUAAUAGUGAGUGGUGAAAAGCAGUGACAAUAUGGUCGAAGAAAAAAGAAUGUCUUUAAAAAUGCUUCGGCGGGAGCCGGGCCGGCUCAGCGUAUCGGCUAAAAAAUUUGGCUUCGGUAUUCGGCACGUGCAGAUGAUAUGCAUGAGUUUCUGCAUGAUCGCGCUGUUCAUAGCACGCAGCAGUCUUGGUGUGGCCAUCCUCGCUAUGACUGACGUCACGCGGCGGAACGAUUCCAAUGUUGAGAUAUACGAGUGGGACAAAAAGACGCAAGGCUUGAUCUUAUCCUCAUUCUUCUGGGGCUACAUGACCAUGCAGAUCCCGGCUGGUCUCCUCGCCAAGCGGUAUGGUGGGAAGGUGAUCUUGUUGGUGGCAUUACUGGCUAAUGGAACCAUCUCCAUGAUCCUACCAAUCGUUGCUAGUGUGGGAGGUUGGAGUAUGGUGUGUCUCUGCAGAGUGUUAAUGGGUCUCACGCAAGCCUGCCUCUUCCCCGCAAGCCAUACCCUCCUUGGCAGGUGGCUUCCAGCUAAUGAACGGACUACUUUGACAGGAAUCGUCUACGGAGGGUCUCAAGUGGGCACAAUCAUUGCAAUGCCAGUAUCAGGGAUAUUAGCAGAAACAGCGAUGGGGUGGAAGCUAAUCUUCUAUAGCAUUGCUGGGUUGAUGUUCUUGACUGCUGCGAUAUGGUUCUGGUUCUCAGCCAGCUCUCCUGAAGAGCAUCCCAUGAUCAGCGAGGAGGAGAAGUAUUACAUUGAGAUGGGAUUGAACAUGACUACAGGUCAGACGAAGGUCAAUCGUCCCACACCGUGGAGGGAGAUGUUUAAGACUGGGCCUUUAUGGGCGAUCGUGGUAUCUCAUGUUGGAGCUGCUACUGCUUUCGUGUUAUUCUUUGUGGACACGCCCACAUAUUUGGAAAGGGCAAUGCAUAUAUCCUUAAGAAAUAGUGCCCUGCUCUCCGCAUUGCCUUAUUUCGGCAUGUGGGUAGGCAGCGUUGUAUCGUCAACCGUCUGCGAAAAGAUUUACAACAGAGGCCUCCUGUCUGUCACCUCCUGUAGAAAAAUAUUUAACUCUUUAGCUAUGUUCGGGGCGGGCGCCGGGCUGAUACUCCUGGCGUACCUCGGCCCGGACCACAAGAACAUCGCGAUAGCUACACUCAUAGGUGUAUUGACUAUGUGCGGGUUCACGUCUGCUGGCUUCAUGGUGAACCACUUGGACUUGUCGCCCCAUUUCGCUGGCGUGAUGCUCUCUCUCACCAACUUUGCCGGCAGCAUUGGAGCCGUCCUCACUCCAGUGGCGACUAGUCUCAUUCUACGCAAUGAUUCGUCUGACAUGUCACGCUGGCGCAUCGUGUUCCUGAUGACGGCUGGCUUGUGCGUGGGCUCUAACAUAGUCUACGUGAUCUUCGGCAGCGCGGAGAGACAACCCUGGGACAAUCCUGAUUACAAAGACAGGAGGAAAGCUGACCCAGAGGAAGUACGACCAGUAAUGACCAUGAAUACUAAAGAAGAUGAAAAGAAAAAAGAAGCUCAAGCAUGAUUCACGGAUAUGAAUGAAGUUAAUGUAAAUAUUAUAAUAAAUAAUGUACAUAGUAA